This is a messenger RNA of Athene cunicularia (burrowing owl), 2847 nucleotides long. RefSeq names its product nudix hydrolase 21 (gene NUDT21). Gene Ontology annotation, cellular component: mRNA cleavage factor complex. The record is from RefSeq and is a predicted model, not a curated record. Lineage: Eukaryota; Metazoa; Chordata; Aves; Strigiformes; Strigidae. Bases 2096 to 2581 code for a protein of 161 amino acids. Gene Ontology annotation, molecular function: mRNA binding. The transcript has 6 exons.
GCUGAGGGGAAAGCGGCGGAAAAGCCGGUUGCCGGCGAGGGGUCUGUCCCCCCACUAACCCCCUCACUGCAGCAUGUUGUGGGUGCUAAAAGCUUGUUAGCGAUCGAGGGAACGUGGAACGUUUAGUAUGCUUUAGUGUAUAGAAACAGCAUCUGACUCGGGAAGCGCGAACCCCGAGUAACAGAGGGAGUACUUAGACACGGUGAACAUCACCUGGCCUGCGCUUCCUGUGUGUGCUUUCCUCGGAAUCAAUGCGCGUUGGCGGCAGAGGGAGGAGCGGGCUGCUGGCCUAGAUGGGAUUUGGGCUUGUCUCGUAGUCAGUGGGAUGUGAUUAGAUAUGCCUGGUCUUUGCUCAUUGUCUGGGGCAGGUAUUUAAAUUUAAAGUCAGAGUGCUUCCUAUCAGAGAAAAUAUGUCAUAGAUACAAACUAUUUGUUAAUAAAUAUUUACUUACUUUAAAUGACAAGCCAUAUACUUUAACUUCUUCCAGUAAACUCUGGUGGAUGUGUUCUUUGCAGAGUACAUCUGAUAAGCUGCAGAAACAGCAAAUGUUAACUUUAACAGUCAAUACUCAAUUUUAGCUAUUAAUUGCAGACUCAUGCAUUUUUUUGGUACAGCUGAGUUUAUGCACAGUUAAGAAUCUUGUGGAAGUUCAAAUAUGAACUUCAUAGAAUAGAAUAUUUUAAUAGUAUUUCUGAAGAAAAGACUCAAUGGGAAGCUGUGUUACCAGCAUCUCUUUUUUUAAGUUAUAGGCUAAGGGUUUUGAUGUACAGACAAAUGUACCCACAUUAGUAUAGUAUGGAUUAGCAUAGUAGAUUAUUAAUAAAGUUAUUUGUAUAUCUCAAAAUGGAAAUGAAUGGAAAUAUAAAUUUAGAUGGUUCUAAGCUGUAAGUGAGUGGGGGAACUUGCUAAAAAGUGAAUCUGAUUAGGAAGCUGAUUGUUUUGGCUCACUUGUGUACAUGAGAAAGGGCUCUAACAACUGCAACUGACUUGUGAUUUCACCACAGUAAAACCUGAGGAAGAUUUGGAGGGGGGAAAUAUGAGGGGGAGAAGAGGGCAUGCUACUUAUUUGACAAGAUGCAUCUCAAGGAAAAUAUUCCCUGUGAAAUCAGUCAUUCUGUUGAUUCAGUUGCCACAGGUCAAUAAAACCAUGGUGAUAAUUCAGACUGCUCUGCCCAGAGCCCAUUUUCCUCUCCCUUUUUGGCUUAGCCAGAUGAUCCUGUCAUCCCUCCAGGCCUCAUGCUAUCAGAUCUCUGUUGGCUUUUGUUGUACAGUAAUGUUCUCCCAUUGCCCUCUGUGUUCUCUAGGACUGACUGAUUUCCUUCCUUUCUUUUCUGACUCUCUUCAGUCUUUCUUACCUGGUGAAAUCUCUCCAGUUUCUGCUGUACUGUCAUGAGAGAAUGUAGAGUUCCAGCACCUAGCCCAACAGUGAUCUGCUCAAACUCUUGGUCUUACCCCAGGCUCCUGGCCCUGCACUUAAGACACUCAGCAUUUCUCAUCUUCUGUCAUCCAGAUGUCUGAUUUCCCACUUCAAAACAAAACCACUUCUAACAGUUUAGUUCUCAGGCGUUUCAUUACUUCUGCAGGAAAAAAACCCCACGCACUGUCCUGUGUAGCUUGCUUCCUUCCCAGCAGAGCUUUUUCUCUCCUGUCCCUUUCCAGGCUCCUCUCAGAGCCAUAGCUGCCUUUUCUCUGUGGUGUUGAGAUCAAAGAGGGUGGCUGUUGAGUAACAGUAGCUGCUGGUUCUUCCUGGCUGCUUUCCUCCUUUUGAAUUGGCACCACACUAAUGUGUGGAUCAGCAGGAUCUACUGCACUCGUAGGUAUUGUAGUGCAGAUCUUCCUGUGACAGGGCCCCACAAGUCACAAACAAAAAUUUCUAGCCCAGCGCUCUGAGGGAGUUGCUAUUCCAUCAAGUGCAGAAUGUUCUGCCCUAGGGUAGAUGCUGUGCCAUGGUGAUCUAAAUGUAGAUUUCUUGUUAUACAGUAACAUUUUUUCCCCCCUCCCCCCCCGUACAGGUAUCCUCUGACAAAUUAUACAUUUGGUACGAAGGAGCCCCUGUAUGAGAAGGACAGUUCUGUGGCAGCUCGGUUUCAGCGCAUGAGGGAAGAGUUUGACAAGAUUGGCAUGAGGCGGACAGUGGAAGGUGUUCUGAUUGUGCAUGAGCACAGGCUGCCCCAUGUGCUGUUACUGCAACUGGGUACAACUUUUUUCAAGCUACCUGGUGGUGAACUCAAUCCAGGAGAAGAUGAGGUAGAAGGGCUCAAACGCUUAAUGACAGAGAUACUGGGUCGUCAGGAUGGUGUUCAGCAAGACUGGGUGAUUGAUGACUGCAUCGGUAACUGGUGGAGACCGAACUUUGAACCUCCACAGUAUCCCUAUAUCCCAGCUCAUAUUACAAAACCAAAAGAGCACAAAAAGCUUUUCUUGGUCCAGCUUCAAGAAAAGGCUUUGUUUGCAGUCCCAAAAAAUUACAAGCUGGUUGCUGCACCAUUGUUUGAGCUCUAUGACAAUGCACCAGGAUAUGGACCCAUUAUUUCCAGCCUUCCUCAACUUCUGAGCAGGUUCAACUUUAUUUACAACUGAAUUCCUGUAUACCUGAAGAGUCUGAUAGAAGAAGCCGUCUCUGUGAGCACAGCUUUAAGAUGUAGAGAAAAGAAUAUGUGUGACGCAAGGAUUUUUUUUAUGUCAUUCUUUUCCUGAAGGCCACUAAACUUUCUAUUGUAUGAAUAGAGGAGUGAAUCUCAGCUGUUAGGUAGUGAGAUGGCAAUGUGAUAUCAGUGUUUUAAUCACUUUUCAUUGUAAUACUCACCAAAUUUUUUUUGUACAACAUUAAACAAAAUGGUUAAGAU